Messenger RNA from Staurois parvus, 297 nucleotides. NCBI's taxonomy places the organism in Eukaryota, Metazoa, Chordata, Amphibia, Anura, Ranidae. The record is from the annotation of a GenBank genome assembly.
AUGGCCAGAAUGCUCAUUGCUGUCCUGAGCUCACUGCUCAUUCUUCAGUGUGUGCAAGGAAUGUCACCACUAGGGAGAAGACGCUGCCAUUGCCUUGGACACCUUUCCAAUUCUGUUGAUAUCAAGCAAAUAAGAAAAUUUGAGGUGUUUCCUGAAAGUCCCAAAUGUGAGAAGAUGGAAGUUGUUGCUAAACUGAAGAAUGGAGAAGAAAAAUGUCUGAAUCCUAAUUCCAAAAUGGUCAAACUUAUCCUUAAAAAAAAGGAAAGGACUCGGUCUGAAAGAACAUCAGGAAAAUAA